AUGAAGAAGAAAGGGACGAAGAUGAUGAGUGUUGGAGGUGAGGAACAAUGGCUUUCUGUGAUGCUCGUGAUGGAGGAAAUGGUUUCGGAGAAGGAUCAUCGCUACAAAAGUCUCUGUCAGUCUGUGAGGAAAAACCGUCUAUUUGCUUUGAGCAGUAAUACAAUGAAUGUCAAACACUCUGGCCGUGUCAAAUCACAUUUUCAAGUGAACCAAACCAAUCCUCGAGUUCAAUAUUACCUUCUAAUCUGUUACACUACAUCUCUCAAUUCUUUGUUCAUUUGCCGUUCAUCAACUAUGAUUUCUUCAAUUAAAACCCUUUCCAUAUUGUUAUCUGUUUUCUUCUUCCUAUUCCCAUCAGGUACAGGAUUAUAUUCAAGGACUUUGACCGUUACCAACAAAUGCACCUACACAGUAUGGCCAGCAGUUUUAUCCGGCAUUGAAAGCUCCCCGCUACCUACCACGAGCUUAGCCCUCCAACCAGGUGACUCCAACACUCUCCCUGUCCCUCCUGCUUGGUCCGGCCGAUUGUGGGGUCGGACCCUUUGCUCCAUCAAUAUCACCGGCAAGUUCUCAUGUGUCACCGGUGAUUGCGGGACGUCAGAGGUAGAAUGCACCGGCAGGAACCCGACCUCACCAGUAACACUGGUAGAGUUUCAUUUUGACAGUAUGUCCCAGAUGAACUUAUACGACAUCAGCCUUGUGGAAGGUUUCAACCUUCCGGUGAGAGUGGCUCCCACGGGUGGAAAGUGUUUGACUAUGAGUUGCUUGGAGGACUUGAACAGUGCUUGUCCCACGGAACUUAAGGUGAUGAGGAAUGGAGAGGCAGUGGGUUGCAAAAAUACCUGCGAAACUGAACCAUGCCUCAAUUCACUGCUUUUUAAAACGGCUUGUUCUGACGCUCACGUGUACCCUCACGAUGAUGCCUUCGUCACUUGUUCAUCUUCUCAUUAUACAAUCACUUUCUGUCCCACAAAAAGUUGGAGUAAGGCAGAGAACGAAAAAGAGCCUGCAGGAAAAAACGUAGCGAAAUACACAGUGGUGUUAGCUGUUAUUAGUGUUAUUUGUGGCUUGAUAAUAUUCCAAAUAAGAUUACGUUUAUCAAACAGAGAUUGGGAAUUCAGCUUUCGCGCAGGAACAAUAGAGCUGACACCACAAAUAGCGUCCAACGCAUAA
This is a messenger RNA of Vigna umbellata (rice bean), 1173 nucleotides long. The record is from RefSeq and is a predicted model, not a curated record. NCBI's taxonomy places the organism in Eukaryota, Viridiplantae, Streptophyta, Magnoliopsida, Fabales, Fabaceae.